Salpingoeca rosetta is the source of this 2394-nucleotide messenger RNA. RefSeq names its product ABC transporter B family protein. Gene Ontology annotation, cellular component: membrane. The transcript has 23 exons. Lineage: Eukaryota; Choanoflagellata; Craspedida; Salpingoecidae. The coding region runs from base 1 to 2394 and encodes 797 amino acids. The record is from RefSeq and is a predicted model, not a curated record. Gene Ontology annotation, biological process: transmembrane transport. Gene Ontology annotation, molecular function: ABC-type oligopeptide transporter activity; ATP binding; ATP hydrolysis activity.
AUGCGUGGGAUCGGGAUCUUCCUGGCCGUGGCGGACUUGGUGUCUUGUCUUGCGCUAUUCUUCACUGCGGGCGCCAAGUACGAGCAGCGGUACCUGGAUCUUCUCUCACGCGACUACACGUGGGACUCUUCGCUGGUGGAUGUGCUCGGCGUUGCCCUCGUUCGAUGCGUCAUCGUUGUUGCCAUUUCCGUUCUCGCUGGUCGAGAGGCCGCCAAGGAUGGCAGCCUGCUGCCCGUGUCUCAGCCAGGUCGAUGGCUACAGCUUUCGCUUCUCGCAACCAGCGUUGUUUGCAUGUGCUAUGCCAUUGCCAAGCUAGUGUUCAUGGAGAUGGCUGGGCCAAGUGAGAUGAAGCACGCACCCUCCUAUGCCAUCGCCCAGGCCUGCGUCGCAUGCACCCUCGUCUUCAGCUUUCUCCAAGGCGUCCUCGUCGCAUACAUCCAGUCUUACAUCCGUGGACAGCGCAUGCGCCGCCUCAUCAAUGAAUCCGAGGACGACAACGGAGAGGAAUCGAAGAAAAAGCCCCGCAAGAUCAACAUGAAGCGCCUGGUAACCCUCGCCAAGCCGGAGCUCCCGCUGCUGGCGUGCGGAACAGCCAGUCUUCUCAUCUCCAGCGGCUCCCAGAUUGCAGCCCCGCUCUUCUUCGCCAAGGUGGUUGACGCUGCGUCGAACCACGAGCACGGCAUGCGGGACCUCAACCGCUCUGUGCUCAUCCUCGGCGGUGUCUAUCUCAUCGGCGCAAUCGCAGCUUUCACCCGAUCAUGGUUCUUCACGUGGGCUGGCCAGCGCCUCGUCGCCCGCGUGCGAAAGCUGGUGUUUGCGUCCAUUGUGCGCCAAGACAUUUCGUUCUUUGACAAAACGCGGACGGGCGAACUGACGAACAGACUCGCGUCCGACACCGCCGUCAUCCAAAACGCCUGCACGGUGAACAUCAGCAUGCUGCUGCGGUAUAUUGUGCAGAUUGUGGGCAGCCUCGCCCUCAUGUUUGCGCUCUCCUGGAAACUGACACUCGUCCUCCUCUCCGUCGUCCCGCCAGUCGCCAUCGGCGCAGUCUGGUACGGGUCCAAGGUGAAGAAACUCCGCAAGACAUUUCAGGACGAGCUUGCAAAAGCGUCAGCGUGUGCGGAGGAGACGAUUUCGUCGAUGCGAACGGUGCGCUCGUUCUCCAACGAAAACCGGAGCAGCAGCGAGUACAGCGGCAGCAUCAACACCAGCUAUGGCAUUGGCAAGAAGCUUGCGCUGGUGCAGGGCGGAUUUGCGGGCAUCACGGGGGCGUUUGCACAGCUCGCCAUCCUGCUGGUGCUGUGGUACGGCGGCACGCUUGUGUAUCAUGACCACAUCACGACCGGUGUGCUCUCGGGGUUUCUCCUGUACACGCUGCAGGUUGCGAUGGCCUUUGCGUUCCUGUCCUCGCUUUACGGAGACUUUAUGCAGGCGUUGGGUGCGAGUGUGCGCAUCUUUGAGCUGAUGGACCGCCAGCCCUCCAUUGGCAUUACCGGCGGUGACGCUCCGGCCCAUUUUGAUCCCGAAAUUGAAUUGCGCGGCGUGAACUUCCGCUAUCCUUCCCGCCCAGACACACUCGUCCUCGAUGACGCAUCCCUGCGCGUGCCCACGGGAUCCGUCGUUGCCCUCGUCGGACCAAGCGGUGGCGGCAAGUCGACCAUCGUGUCGCUUCUGGAGCGAUUUUACGAUCCCGAAGACGGACAGAUUCUGGUUGGUGGAAAGGACAUUCGGAGUGUGGAUCCGGCGUGGCUGCACCGGCACGUGGCGCUGGUGGGACAGGAGCCAGUCUUGUUUGCAAUGUCCAUCAAGGACAACAUCAAAUAUGGCAACGCGACGGCGACUGACGAAGAAGUGAUCGAAGCGGCAAAGCAGGCCAAUGCACAUACGUUCAUCUCCGGCUUUGAUGAGCAAUACGACACCAAAGUCGGAGAACGUGGCGUGCGCCUCUCGGGAGGACAAAAGCAGCGCAUUGCGAUUGCGCGUGCGCUGCUGAUGAACCCGCAAGUUCUUCUCCUUGACGAAGCAACAUCUGCCCUUGAUGCUGAAAGCGAGCACCUCGUUCAGGAGGCCAUUGAUCGCGCGAUGGUUGGCCGCACGGUGCUGGUCAUUGCGCAUCGCCUGUCCACCGUCCGCGAUGCCGACCAAGUCCUCGUCAUUGAGAAGGGCCGCAUUGCGGAACGGGGAACGCACGAUGAGCUCAUCGCUCUUGACGGCAUCUACCGCAAGCUUGUUGAACGACAACUCAAUGUUGCUGGCGAUGCUCCUGCCAACACGACGGAGGCAUCAAGGGAAGAAGAAAGCGCAGAAGGAGAAGGAGAAGGAGAACCGUCAGCAUCCCCUCCUAACGCUGUUGUGGAAGAAGAAGAUCAAACGACACAGAGCAGCGACGCUUAA